UUUCUCCAGUCCACGGUUCUCUUCUACGUCCAUCGUUAUUAGGCUCUCCGCCUCUCUCCUCUCUCUAGGGUUAGGGUUUCUCUCUCCUCAAAGCUGCGCUCCGCUAUUUAAUGGAAGCUUCCCGCCGCUCGUCGCCCCCUUCAUCAUCUCUUCGAUACUGCUACUGCCGCUGCUUACGCCGCUGUUGCCGCUGUUUCUGUUGCUGUUACUGCAAUUAGGGUUUCUGGAGCUUUUCGAUGGAUCUCACUCGUAAUCGAUCGAGCCUUUCUCUAGGUUUCCACUCGCACGCUGAUGAUACCGUCUCCGAAUCUCGAUCGAUCCCUCUCCAGUUGCUCGACCAGCAGUCGGAGAGUCACAGAGAAGAAUCGGUCAACGAUGAAGGAUCCGAAGAAGGUCAAAAGGAGGAGGAAUUCAGUAUUUUAGGCUACACGAUGUGCAUCAAGAGGCAAAAGAGGGAAUCUUCGACUUCUUGCUUGUCGUCCUCUCUUCAUCCUUUGAAUAAACAAGCGGCCGAUCCUGAUCACGAGACGAGAAGAUCAAAUGUCAGAUCUUGGGGGAAUCAGCCUAUCGGCGAGAUCAUGGAGAAAGAGAAGUGUCGGCAGGUGAAAGGGAUUGAGCUGGUCGCGUCUGAGAACUAUGUGUGCCGAGCUGUGCUAGAUGCUUUAGGAAGUCAUUUGACCAACAAGUACUCUGAGGGGAUGCCGGGUGCUCGGUAUUAUGGUGGGAAUCAAUACAUUGAUCAGAUUGAAAGAUUGUGUUGGGAACGAGCUCUUGCUGCCUUUAACCUUGAUCCUGAGUCAUGGGGUGUGAAUGUUCAGCCUUAUUCGUGUACUUCUGCUAAUUUUGCAGUGUAUACAGGGCUAUUGUUGCCAAGCGAUCGGAUUAUGGGAUUGGAUUCACCCUCGGGUGGCCAUGUAAGUCAUGGGUUUUAUACACCAAGUGGGAAGAAGAUAUCGGGGGCUUCCAUAUUUUUUGAGAGCUUGUCAUAUAAGGUGAAUCCUCAUACUGGGUAUAUUGAUUAUGAGAAGUUGGAGGAGAGAGCAAUGGAUUUUCACCCAAAGAUUUUGAUUUGUGGGGGGAGUUCAUAUCCCAGGGAGUGGGAUUAUGCGAGGUUUCGGCAGAUUGCAGAUAAGUGUGGAGCUGUAUUGAUGUGUGAUAUGGCGCACAUUAGUGGGCUAGUGGCGGCUAAGGAGUGUUCGAGCCCGUUUGAAUAUUGUGAUAUUGUCACUUCAACAACACACAAAAGCCUUCGGGGUCCAAGGGGUGGUAUAAUUUUUUUUAGGAAAGGUAAAAAAAUGAGGAAGCAUGGAUUUUCUGUGUGUCAAACAGAUGAGAGUGAGCAAUAUGAUUUUGAAGAUAGGAUAAAUUUCGCUGUUUUCCCAUCAUUACAAGGGGGUCCUCACAAUAACCAUAUUGCGGCUUUGGCUAUAGCCUUGAAACAAGUUGCUACUUCUGAAUACAAAGCUUAUAUCCAACAGGUUAAGAAAAAUGCACAAGCACUAGCAUCAGCCUUAAUGAGAAGAAAAUGCAGACUAGUAACUGGGGGUACAGACAACCAUUUGAUAUUAUGGGAUUUGAGAACAUUCGGUUUAACAGGUAAAAGCUUUGAGAAAGUUUGUGAGGCUUGCCACAUUAGCUUGAAUAAAACCCCUAUAUUUGGUGAAAAUGGUGCUAUUUGUCCCGGAGGUGUGAGAAUAGGCACCCCUGCCAUGACGACGAGAGGUUGUCUAGAGGGAGAUUUUGAGACGAUAGCUGAAUUCCUCCUCAGAGCUGCACAUAUUGCAAGUACCCUUCAAAAGGAGCAUGGGAAGUAUCAAAAGGAAUUUCUCAAGGGACUGCAACAUAGCAGAGAUAUUGCUGAGCUAAGAAACCACGUUGAGACGUUUUCUUCACAAUUUGCCAUGCCUGGGUCAGACCUAGGAUUAUUCAAUGAGUUAUAGGGUGAAAGCCUAAAUAUUUGACAUGUUCAUUUUCCCAUUACCAUCCAAUAUAGCUGUAAAUUUGAGCCUCUUUUGGUUAUGACGUCUCCAUAUAUUAGCAGUAUUAUAUAUAUGAUAACGUAAUAGAGUCAAUAUACCUUUGUCAAGCUACAGGUUGGUGGUUUUUUCUGGAUUACAGAAAAUUGUUUCUUCAGCGUCGGUACAAUAAAGUUUAUACAGCCUUUGAAGUAAUCAUAUGCUACAGUUUACUUAGCAGUACAUAUAGAUUUAGUGGUUCCUGUGUGUAUUGUUCAGGAUAUUAUACAAUCAUUCAUAUGUUUGAUGA
This is a messenger RNA of Asparagus officinalis (garden asparagus), 2265 nucleotides long. RefSeq names its product serine hydroxymethyltransferase 7-like. NCBI's taxonomy places the organism in Eukaryota, Viridiplantae, Streptophyta, Magnoliopsida, Asparagales, Asparagaceae. Gene Ontology annotation, molecular function: pyridoxal phosphate binding; glycine hydroxymethyltransferase activity; cobalt ion binding. The record is from RefSeq and is a predicted model, not a curated record. Gene Ontology annotation, cellular component: cytoplasm. Gene Ontology annotation, biological process: L-serine catabolic process; folic acid metabolic process; tetrahydrofolate interconversion.